Molecule: messenger RNA, 3823 nt
Organism: Solea senegalensis (Senegalese sole)
Lineage: Eukaryota; Metazoa; Chordata; Actinopteri; Pleuronectiformes; Soleidae
Product: MHC class II regulatory factor RFX1-like
Exons: 18
Coding region: 183-2678 (831 amino acids)
Biological process (GO): intracellular signal transduction; lipid metabolic process; regulation of transcription by RNA polymerase II
Cellular component (GO): nucleus
Molecular function (GO): RNA polymerase II cis-regulatory region sequence-specific DNA binding; DNA-binding transcription factor activity, RNA polymerase II-specific; phosphatidylinositol-4,5-bisphosphate phospholipase C activity
Source: RefSeq, a predicted model, not a curated record
GCAACAGUUGCCCCGGUGAAGGCAAAGGCGCCAUAGUCACGGUAGUCCUGGCGACAAGAGCCAAGCAACGGGAGUCAACAACAACAACCUAAAUCUAAAGGAAAAAAAACUUUAACGACAAAAAGGACAAUACUGGGAUAAACUAGAGCCAUAGAACCAGUUGCCUCAAAGGAUCGGUUGCCAUGGCAACUUCUGGGUACUCGGAAGACCUUCAGCCUCAGCAGGCCAACUCGGUAGCCAUAGCAACACCUGCUGCCGCCACACCCUCAACCGCAAAGACGGCACACUUCCUGUCUGAGAUCCCCCCAACCUCUGGAACCGCUGCAACAGCCAACCAAUCCGCCACUGCCUCAAAAACAGGACAGGACGCACUUUGUUCUCAAGCGCCGCCCACCCAGGCCCAGAGCCUGAAGGCAGUGGUUCUGACCACUCCCACGCAGCACUAUGUAACCUCUGACAUCCAGCACUCUGCAGUCCAGAAGAAUAAUGGUCAGAGCGGCUCGCCUCAGUACAUCAUAGUUACUGUUGCAGAGGGUUCUGUUCACUCCAAUGACAGUCUGUCGGACUCCAGUCCACCGGGCCCCGGCGUUCCUACUCAGGUUUGCCAACCUGUGCAGACCACAACACAGCAGAGGUCAGUGUUGCAGGCGGUCACUCAGGCAGCCAAGAGAAUUCAGUCAGGCCACGGCAACAAUCUUCAGUCUGUGCACAUUAACCAGGAGGUGGAUCAUGUGUUCUCUGGACAGGUGCAGUAUGUGGACGGAGCAGGAGAUGCAACCUUCAACACAUCCACUGUUCGAUCGAGCAACUACCCUUUCGCCGAGUCGCCCCUCUUCUCCCAGACCCCUCCCACCACCUCCUCCACCUACUACGAGGCUACGCCCAGCACUGAGUCAGACAUCACCGGAGCUGUGACCUCGCAGCCAGUGUCUGUGGCAACAGGAGGAGCCAAUAGCGGGGCAGCUGGUGCCGGUGGAGCAGGCUACAUCAUUCAGGGGGGUUAUAUGUUAGGAGGAGGAGGAGGACAUAGUUACACUAGCCCUAACUCUCGAGCCCCUCCUGCUACUGUGCAGUGGCUGUGUGAUAACUAUGAGGGGGCGGAGGGGGUGAGUUUACCUCGCUGCACCCUCUACUACCACUACCUGCUCCACUGCCAGGAGCAGAAACUAGAACCCGUUAAUGCUGCGUCGUUUGGCAAACUCAUCAGGUCUGUCUUCAUGGGGCUGCGCACACGAAGACUCGGGACCAGAGGGAACUCCAAGUACCACUACUAUGGUUUGAGGAUUAAAUCUGGUUCACCGCUGCUCAGACUCAUGGAUGAGCAACAGCACAUGGCGAUGAGGCAGCAGCCUUUCUCACAGAAAAACAGGAUAAAGACAGUUCAGAAGACACAGGGAAUCGCCAAUGGUACAUCAGGUGGGGCAGGUCAACAGCAGGCAGGAGCAGUCUGUGAUAUUUCAGCCCAAGUGCAACAGUAUCAGCAGUUUCUGGAGGCGUCAAGGUCACUGCCAGGCUUUGUGGACAUUGAUCUGCAAGAUCGAACGCUGCCUGACGGAAUCCUUGUAGAACACCUCAAGGCCUUCCAGAGUCUCUACAGAGAACAUUGUGAGGCCGUUAUGGAUGUGAUGGUCAACCUUCAGUUCACUCUUGUAGAGACACUGUGGAAAUCCUUCUGGAGGUUCAGCCAGAGCAAUGACACGGAAUCAAUCAACCUGCACAAUGAGUCAGAGAAGAGGCUGCCCAAGUCAUGCCUGGUGGUGCUGUGUAAGUUUGAGCCGGUGUUACGCUGGACGAGACAGUGUGACAACCUGCUGUACCAAACUCUGGUGGAGAUCCUCAUCCCUGAUGUACUCAGACCGAUCCCCAGUGCCUUGACUCAGGCCAUUCGAAACUUUGCCAAGAGUCUGGAGAAUUGGUUGGCGGGUGCCAUGAUGAACAUCCCAGAGGAGAUGGUCCGCAUUAAGGUGGUAUGUGUAAGUUCCUUCUCUCAAACAUUGCGGCGCUACACCAGCCUGAACCACCUGGCCCAGGCUGCCCGUGCUGUCCUCCAGAACUCAGCGCAAAUCAGCCAGAUGUUUUCUGACCUCAACCGAGUGGAUUUCACAAACGUACAGGAGCAGGCCUCCUGGGUGUGCCAGUGUGAAGACAGUGUGGUCCAAAGGCUGGAGCAAGACUUUAAAAUGACGCUGCAGCAGCAAAACACCCUGGAGCAGUGGGCCACCUGGCUGGAUGGCGUCGUCUCCCAGGCCCUAAAGCCUUACGAGCACAAUCCCGUCACUCUUCCCAAGGCUGCCAAGGUUUUCCUGCUCAACUGGUCCUUCUAUUGUUCCAUGGUAAUCCGGGACCUGACUCUGCGCAGCGCUGCCAGUUUUGGCUCCUUUCACCUGAUCCGCUUGCUGUAUGAUGAGUACAUGUACUACCUGAUAGAGCACAGAGUGGCGCAGGCUAAAGGAGAGACGCCCAUCGCCGUCAUGGGAGAAUUUGCCAGCACUGUCAAGAGCAGGACUUCUCCAGAUCUGGAAAAAGACGAGGAGGAGGAGGACGACGACGACGAGAGCGAAGAGGAGAGCGGCGAUCUCGUGCUGCACUCCAGCUCUCUGAGCGCGGUCGACGAGGAGAAGUCGAUGGAGCCGCCCGCCAAACAGCCCAGGACGACUUUACACCUGCACACACCGUAGCGAAUCAAGGGAAGAACGAACAUGUGCCACUUCACCGCCUGCGCACCUCUGCUUUAACAUCAUAUCAUCUCAUUUCAUUGCCCCGCUUGUGUUUUGCAGACAGACGAUAUUUGAUGUCGGGUGUUUAACUGUGUGCAGUCGUGACAAAGUGGAACGAGCCCUUUAGCCAGAAUAUUUGCUGCAGUUUAUUUUUCCCCCUCUUGGCCUUCAAGUGCUCAUUUAACUGUGCCUUCUGUGUCAGUGUCCACGUCUGUCCAGCCUAAACUAAACUCUCUAUAUAGUAUAUUUUUAUUCUCAACUCCCUGCUAAACCACUGACCUGAUUGCAGUGGAGAGGCAGUUCUUCAUUGUACUCUUAACACUUGCAUUGCCUUCAAAGACAUGACUAUGCAGGGGAGCUGGACUUAAAUCUGCAUCGUGUAACCUUUUGUGAUUUUUGUUGUUGUUGUUGUUAUUUUUCUGCCUCUGUUUGGUCCAAAUUGACAGAAACAAUAGAGCAGUACUGGUUUUCCGAGUCCUUUGCCUGAAAACUGGCUCUGUCAAACCAUACUAGCAGAACGGACUUAUAGGGAGCGUUUGUAUGUGAACAGUGGCAUCGCAGGGGCGGGUGGGGACAAUCAGCUUCUGUCCCCUCCUAUUGCUGAACAACUGUGUUAUGUGAGCAGUAGAAUUCCCUUCAGAAACGUUCAGGGGCGCUUCUUUGUUUUGUCAGUCACACUCGAGCCUGUUUGCCGCUGUCUCACUUUACUGGGACAUCUUCAGACUUGAGACCAAUCACUUCCUGUGUGCAGUUUGGGAAACGCUGCUGGGACACCACUAUGAUUAGAGUGAAAUCAUGUGACGAUGGUCUGAUUGUAACAAGAGAAUUUGUUCAUAUUUAAAAGUUACAUACGUCAAAAACAUGAUCAUUUUAUAAAUCUGAGACGAUGGUUCCAGACGCGCCGUGACCUGUGUUGAACUUUGUGAUUUACAGCUAUUUGUGGAGCCAUAUUUUACUUUUACCUUCGUUUGAUGUCAUUUAUUUUUACUUUGGCCAAUCAGCUGAUCCUCUGUGCCUUUGCGAGAUUAAUAGCCUGAAAAAAAGAAAAAGCUUGUAUUCUAUAUAUUCUGUAUUGAUGGAUUAAUAAAUGAUGGUCCUGUGAAGUA